AUGCCCAGGUGGCUAAAGUCGCUCUCCAGCCUCGUCAGACGCGAGCCCCCGGAGAAUCCACUCAGCCCCUUUAUCAAGCGCACAGUUCCUGGCAAGCCUCCUUUUGGGCUGCCAGAGGGACAUCCCAACGUCGAGGCUUUCUAUGAUGAUCACAAAGGCUACUACUUCAGGACGUUUAGGACGGGAAAAGAUUCGGACCCGAGAGUCUCGACGACUCGUAUAGAUAUGGUCAAGGCCUGGGGUUACGCGACAUAUGUCGUGACUUUCUUCUGUGGGCUGAUAGAUGCUAUGGAGAACGCGGAAGAGAAGAUAUACGAAGCUGAAUUGAAGGAGGCUUGGAAGAUUGUCGACUUGUAUCGUAGCUACCAGAGCGAGCUCAGCUAUACCAUGGACGCGUUCCUCGACUUGGAACUAGGCCACGCUCUGCCUGAACGAACCUGGGCCCCAAUCCCAGGUCCAGUCGAUUACGACAGAAUCCUCCAGGUUGAAGAAUCGAUUCUUCGCCCAACACAGCACAUCAAAGGUCGCGAUGUCCCUCUCAUCACUCCUCUCUUCAUCUUCCUCACUCUACAUAUCCUCGGUUUGCAAGAAGAAGGAUUUCCGCCCAAGUGGUUGUCGCUGUGGGAUAGAUUCAAGCCGGACAAGAAAUUCUGCUAUUCAUUCCCCAAUGACAAGCCGUUGAAACAAAAAGAGAUUGCUAUCAAGGACAAGGGUGGAGCGGUUUGGGUGCGAAGGUAA
Messenger RNA from Cryptococcus wingfieldii CBS 7118, 738 nucleotides. RefSeq lists its product as hypothetical. The coding region runs from base 1 to 738 and encodes 245 amino acids. The transcript is spliced from 4 exons. Lineage: Eukaryota; Fungi; Basidiomycota; Tremellomycetes; Tremellales; Cryptococcaceae. The record is from RefSeq and is a predicted model, not a curated record.